AUGGAGUCCAACCAUCACGAGUGGAUGAAUUCGGGCGAUCAAGAGGUUGAUCAGCAAGAGCUAGACUAUUCCGAUGGCGUCGCGAGAUCCUACCAGUGCGUGUUCUGCAAGAGAGGAUUUACGACUGCGCAGGCCCUGGGAGGACACAUGAACAUCCACAGGAAAGAUAGAGCCAAGACGAGGCCUGUUGCUAAUUCAACUAAUUUCAAUAAUAAGAAAGAAGAGAGUUAUUCGGGGCCUCGAUUUUACCAGCCGAUUUCAAGCUAUGGGCCGUGCUAUGCUGCAGGCCAGAGGGGUCAGACGAUCCAUUACAGGACUUUCUUCCCGGCCUCCACUAGUUCAACUCAUGAUCUGCGUUCCGUUCCGUUCGGAGAGGAGUCCGAGUACCGUAUGAGCUUGAGUAAUUUGCAAUACGGGGCAUCGAAAUAUGCGGAUGAUUUGGAGAAGAUGAGAGGUGGGAAUGAAAACGAUGGACUUGAUUUGGAGCUUCGCCUUGGCCAUUAA
Messenger RNA from Daucus carota subsp. sativus, 504 nucleotides. RefSeq names its product protein LATE FLOWERING. The transcript has a single exon. The record is from RefSeq and is a predicted model, not a curated record. The coding region runs from base 1 to 504 and encodes 167 amino acids. Lineage: Eukaryota; Viridiplantae; Streptophyta; Magnoliopsida; Apiales; Apiaceae.